AUGUCAAGGAAGUCCGCUGGCGCUUCCCCAGGAUCGCAAGACCGGCGUCGUAGCUCUGGGAAAUCCCGUAACGAUGGCGAACAGCUCGCGUUCGAUUUUCCUAACUUCAAUGAUUCGGAAUGGAUCCAAAACUUGCAACCAGUAGGAGAAUAUAACUUUAACUUUAUGGAUAAUGCUGCUGUACCAAGUAAUGCACAAUCUGGGUUUGGCCUUGAUCCACGAUCCUUGGACAAUUCUUGCACCAUUGAUCCAGCAUUAGAUGCUCCUGCACCAUACCAGGUUGAUUUUCAAUCAUCUGGCAUCGCCCCCGACACAUUUUACGGCCUAGAUGACUCGACACAGCAAGCUUCUAUGCGACUACUUGCUAGAAGCAACGCUGCUGUGCCAAGUGAUCCAGAGAAAGCAUAUGAAGUCGCCCCGCGACCGUCGAACGCUGAUCCCACCCCGGUACUUUAUCGGUACUCCCUUAUGCCCGGAUACAAUAACUUUGGGCCUUACGAUGACUGCGCGGUGCAACAACAUGAUAUUCGUGAUAACAGUAAUAAUCACACCGCAUAUCAACAACCAGCAAUCCCUGUCACUGCACUUGAUACGCGGAAACGCCGUUGGUCAUCUUCUGUAGCGUCACGCAACAAUGACGGGAAAUGUAAACGCCCACGGGUGAACUUUGUGGACUCUGAUAGUCAAGACAAUCAUCCAAAUUCUCCUCGAAGGAGUCCUCGUCAUGCCCAUGGCUCGUCUGGACACAACUCGACGGGGAAGUCCUCAUUGGUCUCCUAUGAUCCACAGUCAAGAAUGGGCCCUUCCCCAGAAGCUAGUCACAGGUCUGCUGAUGUUGAUGACCGCGACUCCUUAAAUGUGGUGUACAAGCCAGAGAAGCCACAACUUGAUGAUGACAAGAAGUGGGUUAGGAUCAACAAAGCGACUAAAGGCAGGUCAACCCGUACGGGGAAGAUUAACAAUUAUAAACCGGAAUACCCAAGUCAAGAGCACCCAGUCGGAGACUGGCAAGGCAUAAGUACCAAAUUCAAGUAUAAUGAUUUUGGCGAGCUUAAAGCGUUUACGCUUACCGCAAGGCAGAUGAACGACUUCAUCCUUAACUAUCCCACCGACAAGAGUAAGGGCAGGAAGCUCAUUCUAUGGAUCCAGAAAACACCCGCAGAUUCAGCUCGUCGUUAUUCUACCUCAACUUGGUCGACAUGCCGCUUCGCCGCCUGCCCAGCCCGAGAUCGUGACUUGGCAGACAAGCCGACGGGCGCGAUCCUUCAUGGCCAUUAUCGGGUUGCCUUUGACGAGAAGUGGUACAAGUACAGCCAUGAGUCCAACCCCUACCUAGUUUCCUUUUACGUCCAUCUCGACUGCAUGGAGCGUUUUCUAGACCUACCCUUCCUCGUCGCUUCACCUAAUGUAGAUAUCAAGCCAGAUACUCGUGCGUUCUCGAUGGAAAUGUGUGGACGAUGGGCGGCAUCUCUUGAUCACGGGCCUGAGCUACCUAUCACAAAGGCCUUCCUCCGUGCAUGCAAGAACGGUCGGCUACAUACGCUACCCGAAUUCCAAAAUUAUCCACUCCACGAUCCGGAUAGGCGAGGCGAAAGACAGGAAAAGCAGCUUGAGGAAAACUACCUCACGUAUUGGAUGAACCACCAUAAGCUUCUCAGGCGCCCUCCGGCUCAACAUGAGGAAUUUGGCAAAAAAAUCAAGUGUUCAAAUGUUGUACUCCAUCAUGGCAAUCUGGAGAUAUAUCAUGCUGAAACGACCCAUGCAAUAAGACUAGGAUAUAAAACAAAGAAUGCUCGGAAAGACUAUAUUAAAGAGAUGGCGGCAAAAUAUGACAAUUCUUUCGAUGGCUUCCGGGAGAGAGUUAAGGAAUACCAUAACAAAGAAUUGCUUUUGAGAAGGGUUGAUAUCCUUGAACCUAUAUACGAGGCAAAGAUGAGAAUUCGAAGGCCGAAAUACAAAGGUUUCACCCCCAAGAGAAUACUAGCCAAGAGCUUAAUGCCCCAGAGCGAAGGACCGAGCGAAGAACCGACCCCAGCGAAGACCAACGGCAGUAACCGUAGAAAUAUUGAAGAAGAAGACUCCGACGAUGAUAUUAAUGAUCAUUAUGACCCGACAAAAUGGGAGUAUGACGGCGAAUCCGAUGAUGACAACGUAGGCGACGGCUUGAAUUCUACACAACAUGGCACACAGGCUUCUCGUCGCAGUGCUCGUGUGCAGGAGUUCAAGGCUACCGGAAAAUACCCCAAGACCUAUGCUGAGCCUGAUGAUUUCCUUGCGGCAGACGACGAAGCUCCGUUGCUCCCACUAGUAUCUCAGGUUGAAGAUUUUACUCAGGUACUACCUGCUGUGAUGGCGCAGCCGAAUUAUCAGUAUCAACAACAAUACCCACAAGACGGUCAAUACAACCAAUACACCCAAUACACACAGUAUGUGCCUGCGAUUGAGAACAACGCGGACCAGGGUGCCUUUGGACUCAACAAUACUGACAACACCGGUGCUGACAUAUUACACAUGGGCGAUGAAGAAUUCGAAGCAUUCAUGAAUCUUGCCGAUCCUGCUGUUUUCAAUGAGGAUUUCUUGAGAACUCUGGAGGUGAGACCGGAAGACUUCACCGUACAAGGUGUUGCAGACGAUUCGGCACAGUUCCAGGCACGUCUUCUACGCAGGCGUUCUACCAUGCGCCUCCUAAGUAUCAAUCGUGAACGGAUUGCUUCGGCUCUGAGGUUGUCGUCCACGACUUCUCGGAAAGGUCUUUCAGUGUCUUUUGCGGACAAAGAGCCCGAGACGCAGACGUUUGAUAAGAGCCAGCCACCUCGAGAGGUAGGGCAUCCACGCCGCCAGCUCAGGAGGGCCUCGAAGGUCUCACCCAAAGGCACGUAG
Messenger RNA from Aaosphaeria arxii CBS 175.79, 2880 nucleotides. RefSeq lists its product as uncharacterized. The transcript has 2 exons. Bases 1 to 2880 code for a protein of 959 amino acids. NCBI's taxonomy places the organism in Eukaryota, Fungi, Ascomycota, Dothideomycetes, Pleosporales. The record is from RefSeq and is a predicted model, not a curated record.